Messenger RNA from Galleria mellonella (greater wax moth), 1666 nucleotides. Its product is annotated as E3 ubiquitin-protein ligase UBR4-like. Lineage: Eukaryota; Metazoa; Arthropoda; Insecta; Lepidoptera; Pyralidae. The record is from RefSeq and is a predicted model, not a curated record.
UGUUCGCUCACGCAGCAGGUGGCCGACCUCGCCGAGGAGGCGGGCGCCGUCUGCUGCAUCUGCCGCGAGGGGUACAAGUAUCAGCCCACUAAGGUGCUCGGUAUCUACACGUUCACGAAACGAUGUCCAGUGGAGGAGUAUGAGGUUCGCGCGCGUAAGACGCUCGGCUAUACCACGGUCUCGCACUACAACAUCGUGCACGUCGAGUGUCACAUGGCUGCUGUCCGACUUGCACGCGCCAGAGAUGAGUGGGAGAGCGCAGCGCUUCAGAACGCGUCAACGCGAUGCAACGGUUUGUUGCCACUAUGGGGCCCGCACGUGCCCGAAUCGGCGUUUGCUAGCUGCCUCGCGAGGCACACGACUUACCUGCAGGAAUGCACCCAACAUCGCGACAUCGGGCACACGUGUACCCUGCACGACCUGAAGCUACUGCUGCUGCGAUUCGCACGCGGCCGCACCUUCCACGAUGACACGGGCGGCGGCGGCCCGCUCUCCAACAUGCAGCUCGUGCCUGCGCUCGUGCACAUGGCGCUAUACGUCAUCAACACGUCGCGCGUGGCGGCGCGCGAGGCGGCGGCGCUGGAGGGCUCGCUGGGCUGGGCGGCGCCGCGGCUGCUGGAGGCCGCGCACGACGCCGAGGGGCCGCUCUACUACCUCGCGCUCACGCUCAUGCUCUACCCGCACGCCAAAUGGCGCUCGUUACGCGUGGAGUCGUUGCGGCGCGUGAUAACGAUAGCGCAAGCACGCGCGGCGGCGCCGGGCGGGCCCGCGCUGCGAGCGCUGCCGCCCGACCACCGCGCGCCCAAGCCCUGGCCCGACUACAAGCCCUACGUCACCUUCGUCGCCGUCAUCGACCAGCUAUACAACGUUAUGUUCAAAAACGUAACCGCUACAACAGUCGACCAAUGGCCUAUAAAGUUGGCCGAAUACAUACGCCACAACGACGAGGCGAACGCCAAAGCCGCAGAGAAGAUCGUCACGACUCUCACAGACGAACUGCUGCCUUGUUCGUCGUUCGCCGAAUUCUGCGACGCAGCUGGCUUCCUCGAAGACAUACCCGACCCCGAUGCCUUCCUUCAAACACUUAUAGACGAGCUACCUUGAGGAAGGCCUUUCGUGCCACACUGCCUUGGCUACAAUGGAUGCAUGGCUACUUAACAUAUAUUUUGAAUAAACAUUUGAAAUACACAAUUUUUAUUCAAACCUCCUUAUUCAUAAACAUAUCUCAUAGAUUUAUUUUAGCUGUUUAUUGUUUUGCUUCUUUUGUGCUUAGUUCUCAAUUUAAAAAAUAGUCCAAUAUUUAAAAUGUGUUUUUGUGAACAAGAGAUAAUUCUAUAUAUUAUCUAUGUGUUAGGUAUUAUAUAGGAUUAGAAUAAACGAUUGUGUAGUUUAAAACAGUUCAAUUUGUCAAAUUGAUCCAUGCGAGGUUUGUCUGAAUCAAUUCGUCAACACAUCCCUUUCACUGUUCUAGGUCAUGGCUCAGUCUUGAAUAUAUAAUUCCACAUUAAUAAAUGUCAUAUGUAACAAUGUUAACAUCAUAUUUAAUAAUUACUCAUAAUGUACGCUUGUAGUUAACUAAAUUGUUUUGUCUAUGUAUCCAUUUGUAUUUGGUAUUUAAAAAGUGCUUUUUCGGUUUUUAUGUCAAUAUAUAGUUUCGGCUUCAAAA